ACACUGCGUCAACUUUCUUGGUCUGGAGUACCCGGCGAGCUUCGGCCAGUAGUAUGGAAAUUACUUUGUGACUAUUUGCCUGCCAGUCAGGAGCGACGUACCGCUGUCCUGGCUGAGAAACGAAGACAAUACAACUCGUUCGUACAACAAUAUUUUCACCUGCGCGAGCAAACCUCCUGCAAAGACAUGUUCCAUCAAAUUCAGAAAGAUCUCACUCGUAUGACGCUUUUGUAUCGUCGACCAGAUAUGCUUGCGAUGUUUGAGCGUAUUCUGUUCAUCUGGUCAAUGCGUCACCCUGGCAGUGGUUACGUUCAAGGCAUUAACGAUCUGCUAACGCCUUUCUUCGUGGUCUUUCUCUCGGAAUACAUACGCGUUGAUCUUAAUACAUCCGGAGAGCUGAGUUUACAAUACGAUCUACCGGCCGAGCACUCGGACUCGGUCGAGGCCGAUGUGUUCUGGUGCACAUCGCAUCUAUUGGAUACAAUUCAGGACAACUACACAUUUGCCCAACCCGGUAUCCAGAACAGUGUGUCAAUGCUGGCCAGCCUGAUCGAGCGGGUGGAUGCGAACUUACACCGUCACUUGACCACACAUCAUGUGGAGUAUUUACAAUUCGCGUUUCGAUGGAUGAACAAUUUAUUGAUCCGAGAGCUACCGUUGCGUUGUAUCAUACGUCUCUGGGACACAUACAUGGUAAGCUUUUUACUCAAUCUUAUUCUGCCUAUGUGGCUUUUUGUUCGAUGGUGUUUCAGUUUCAGUUUUUACAACCAUUAA
Molecule: messenger RNA, 774 nt
Organism: Echinostoma caproni
Lineage: Eukaryota; Metazoa; Platyhelminthes; Trematoda; Plagiorchiida; Echinostomatidae
Source: the annotation of a GenBank genome assembly